CCUGAGCCGCUGCUGUAGGCGCCUCAAUUUCUCCAUUCCUAGGCUUAGGAGCUUCGUAAAGCAUCGGAUUUAUAGAUUUCAUCCUCCGCUCUGGCUCGAUUAGCAUCCCCUGUUGCGCGCAGCCUGCAGUCUUCGUUCACAUCCCGCCUGUGUCGUCGCCAAUAUUCUUUGCAUUUCUCCACCGCAACCGCAACACGAUACAUGGCUGAAUGGCAUAAGCUGCCCGUCAGUUUGACCGAGCUAUGUAUUGACACAACGCUUCGUUGCGGCCAAAGUUUCAGGUGGCGCAAAGCAGAAGAUGGCACAUGGUCAGUGGCCUUGCACGGCCGAUUAAUCUCACUGCGUCAGGACCCGGAGCAUUUGCACUAUCGAGCCAUAUGGCCGAAGACAGUCUCAGCUAUUGCGACCCCGCCGCGAUCAAGAUCGAGCCCCGCCGACGGAGUCGAGCACGAUGGCGACGACACAUUGGAAUUGCUCAAAUAUUAUUUCAACCUGACGCAUAAUCUAGGUGAUCUAUAUGAGCAAUGGGCAGCUGGAGACGCAAACUUCAGGAGAAAAGCGCCAAGGUUCACGGGUGUACGCAUUUUGAAGCAGGAUGCUUGGGAGGCUCUAGUUGGGUUCAUAUGCUCGUCAAACAACAACAUAACGCGUAUAUCUCAGAUGGUAUCGAAGCUAUGUAUGCAUUACGGGCCUUUCAUUGCCAGUCUGGAUGGCGAGGCCUUCCACGACUUUCCGCAGCCAAGUGCGCUUUCGGGCGCAAAAGUCGAGCAGCACCUGAGAGAGCUGGGCUUCGGCUAUCGGGCGAAGUAUCUGCACCAAACUGCGAUCAUGAUCGAAGAAAGGGGAAUGGACUGGCUCAAUGGGCUGCGCAAUCCAGAAAGCCCCGUUUUUGGCAGGGAGCCUAAGCCUGCUGGAGAGCUAGUUGAAGGUGGACGGGAGGGCUAUAGGCAGGCGCACGAACAGCUUCUCGAGCUGCAAGGUGUCGGUCCAAAGGUUGCAGACUGCGUUUGCCUGAUGGGCUUAGGUUGGGGUGAAGCCGUGCCGGUCGAUACACAUGUCAUGCAGAUUGCGCAGCGAGACUACAAGUUCGCCAAAGGCAAGCACUCGAGUUUGACGAAAGCCACAUAUGACGCCAUAGCAAACAAGUUCCGAGCCUUAUGGGGCAAAGAGGCGGGAUGGGCACAUUCUGUUUUGUUCACCGCGGACCUGAGAGCAUUCUCAGAGCGCUUGGUUGAGAAAAUCGAAGCCGUGGACGCAAAAACCACCAUCAAGACCGAAGACAGAGCGAUUACGGUUAAGACUAUUGGGCAGGAGACUAAAAUAGUAAACAAGCGCAUCAAAGAUGAGCUUGAUGCAGAAGAGCGUCAAAUACUGCAGCUAUCUGCCAGGUCGGUAAGGGCAGCCAAGCGGAGAAGGAAUGUAUAAUUUGUUCAUUAGAAGUCCCCACAAACAAAGUCUGUAUGUCCUGACGGGCGAAAGAAAGAGCUGGUCUCACACUUCGCCUUGAAUGCAAAUCAUUGCCAGCUGUAUCUGAGAACGGCCUUGUUGGUCAUUGUUUAAGCUUGAAUUAAGGUCCGCGGCUAGUGGCUUA
Verruconis gallopava is the source of this 1591-nucleotide messenger RNA. RefSeq lists its product as uncharacterized. Gene Ontology annotation, molecular function: 8-oxo-7,8-dihydroguanine DNA N-glycosylase activity; damaged DNA binding. Gene Ontology annotation, biological process: nucleotide-excision repair; base-excision repair, AP site formation; base-excision repair. Bases 202 to 1425 code for a protein of 407 amino acids. The transcript is spliced from 2 exons. Lineage: Eukaryota; Fungi; Ascomycota; Dothideomycetes; Venturiales; Sympoventuriaceae. The record is from RefSeq and is a predicted model, not a curated record. Gene Ontology annotation, cellular component: nucleus.